UCGCUUAUUUACAGCGAAUAUCAGUCGAGUUAGAAACCCCACGUGUUCACUGCCCUGCGUCAACAUGGGGAAAAGAAGGAACAACAAGCAACUUUUAACUAGUCUGUCCAAAAAACAAAAGAAACAUUUAAAAGAAUUUGGAGAGGUGCAUCCAUUCGAUGAUGUAGUCAGUGAAAAGUCUGAAAGGACUCAAGUAGUGGAACUGGUACCCAGCCCAGAACACUCUGAUGCUGAGGCGGAGCAUCUGGAUGAGGAAGAGGACGAACCAGAGGAGAAAACAGCCUAUCAGAAACUUCUGACAACACUCAACCGACCCAGUGGUGACGACCAUAGCGAAGAGGAGACCACUGAUGACGAAGAAGAGGAGGAUCUUGGUGUAGAAGAAAAUAGCGUUGACAAAGAGGAUGGUAACGAUGAUGAUGAUGAUGGUGAAGAAGAGGAGGAACCAGAAGAUUCAGGUGUAGUUCUAACUCAAGCAUCAGAAAGCGAGAAAGUGGUGCAUGAAGGAGGUGAAGAUUUCAUUGACAAGGAGCAUGAGUCCCAAUUCUGCCUGGAGGGCAACUUAAUUGGUGAAAGAGGACAAGAGGACAUUGGUGAUGUUGACCAGGACAAUGACAUGUAUUUCCAACAUUUUGGCACGGAGCUGAGUGAAGACGAUAUGCAAAAGAUUACAUUAGGCACUAAACCAAACACUCAGAUCAAGUGGCCAAAAAUGGGAUCGCUUUUUUGCACCACUCCCUUGGAGACAUUUGGUGCUCUCAGCUCACACAAGGACCUGCCAGCUUUCCACAAACUCUUGGAAACCUCUUGUAGUAACACCAAAACUCUCAACUCCAAGGAGGAAGCAGAGGAAACCAGUGCUUUUCAGUUUGAGCUUUUGGCUCUCAUGGGUACAUAUAAGGACCUCUACUACCCAGAGAACUGCCCUUUGAAGGUGGGCUCGCAGGUUCGAAGCGCUUACUGCCUCCACGCUCUCAACCACGUGCUGAAAGCCAACUCUUUGGUCCUCACUCACAACGCUCAGCUACGAGAGCAGCAACAGGAGGCUAAGAAGGGAGCAGAGCUAGAACAUGAACUGAGAGAUCAAGGUCUUACUCGCCCCAAGGUUCUAAUACUGGUGCCAUUCCGAGGCGUGGUGCUGCAAAUCAUCCAUAUUCUCAUCAGCUUGCUGGAGAGCAAAGGCAAGAAGGUUGUAGUCAGCAACAAGAAGAGGUUCAAAGAUGAGUAUGGAAAUGACUCUGAUACCAAACCGAACAGACCGGACGAUUACCACGCCAUUUUCCUUGGCAACGUGGACGAUCACUUCAGGAUGGGCAUCUCCAUCAUCAGGAACAGCAUGCGCCUCUACGCCCCUUUUUACUCCUCAGACAUCAUCAUAGCCUCACCACUGGGCCUCCGCACGGUCCUGGGAGUUGAAGGAGAAUUUAACAGGGACUUUGACUUCCUGUCCUCCAUCGAGAUGCUAAUAGUAGACCAGGCUGAUGUCUUCCUCAUGCAGAACUGGGAACAUGUUUUGCAUGUGAUGAAGCACAUGAACCUGCAGCCACUGGAGUCUCAUGGAGUGGACUUUUCAAGGGUUCGAAUGUGGAACCUUAACAACUUGGCCCAACAUUACCGACAAACGCUUGUAUUCAGUUCCAUCCAAGACCCACAGAUCAGCAACAUCCUCAGCAAACAGUGUGCCAACUACCGCGGACAGGUUUCUGUUAAGAACAUCCCCAAAACAGGUUCCAUCUGCCAGGUGUUGGUCCAGCUGCCCCACGUCUUCCAGAUGUUCUCCUCUGAUAGCUUCAUAAACCACAAUGCACGGUUUCAGUACUUUGUUGACAAAGUGCUGCCUCAGUACAGAGACUCGGUUAUGUCGCACACGCUGGUCUACAUCCCCUCUUACUUCGACUACGUUCGACUGCGCAACUACAUGAAGAAACAGGAGAUGAACUUUGCGAGCGUGUGCGAGUAUUCCAGUAAAUCGGAGGUGAAUCGAGCAAGGCACUUCUUCAUGAAUGGAGAUAAGCAGUUCAUGCUCUACACAGAACGCUUUCACUUCUACAAGAGAUAUGUUAUCAAAGGAAUUCAAAACUUGGUAUUUUACGGGCUGCCCUCCUUCCCGCACUUCUACAGUGAGGUGUGUAACAUGUUGGCGGCGGGUGGUCAGGGAGAAGUAACCAGCUGGACGUGCACAGCCCUCUACUCCCGCUUCGAUGCCCACAAACUGUCUGCCAUCACUGGUGCGCAGCGAGCCGGACAGAUGUUGCAUUCGAACAAGAGCGUUCACCUCUUUAUUACUGGAGAAGAUCAAGCCAGUUAAAUCUGGGAGAACCAUUGGACUCAUUACAGGACUGAAAGCAUCAUUUUUAAAAGAUGACUCAUUGGAUGACUCAGGUUUGUGAUCAUGACAUUGUAUCUGUAGGUAAUAUGCAACUAUAAUUGUUUGACAUUUGUUUAUAUUGACACAUGUGGUGUUUUAGACUGCAAUAAUGUUUAAUUAAAAACACUCAUGUCUA
Nerophis lumbriciformis (worm pipefish) is the source of this 2504-nucleotide messenger RNA. RefSeq names its product UTP25 small subunit processor component (gene utp25). NCBI's taxonomy places the organism in Eukaryota, Metazoa, Chordata, Actinopteri, Syngnathiformes, Syngnathidae. Gene Ontology annotation, molecular function: U3 snoRNA binding; rRNA binding. Gene Ontology annotation, biological process: maturation of SSU-rRNA from tricistronic rRNA transcript (SSU-rRNA, 5.8S rRNA, LSU-rRNA). The record is from RefSeq and is a predicted model, not a curated record. Gene Ontology annotation, cellular component: nucleolus; small-subunit processome.